CACGUUUCCGGCGAUGGGGGUACCGAGAGAGCCGAUGUGUGUGCCUACGGCGGCGACGGCUGCAUCACAUAAAUGCCACACGCCGCCGCCGCCUAGGUGAAGAACGCGGACACUGCAGUCCUCGCGUUGCAGAGGGAUAUCAUCUCGUGAAUUCUUUUUUCGAAGCUGCUCGAAUCAUCCACCGCCAAUGGCCCAUUCAGCGAAGCGUCGUGCCCACGACGAGUCCUCCAACGGCGCCGGCUCAAACGGCGACGACAUGGGAAGCGUAUAUGGCUCUCGUUACGCCGUGUCCGAGCUCCCGUCUGACGACAUGCCCGACGGCCCUAUGCCUCCCGGGACGGCUUAUCGCCUCAUCAAGGACGAGCUCAGUCUCGACAACAACCCGCAGCUCAAGUAAGGCCGUGACUUCGUCCGUGGCAGUAGUGCUCCCUGUGAACUUCAGAUACCUAGAACGCGCAGAUGACGGCGGCGGCUGACGUGCCACCCGGCAGCCUCGCAUCGUUUGUGUCCACGUACAUGGAAAAGGAGGCCGAGCAACUCAUGACCGAGGCCAUGUCCAAAAACUUCAUCGAUUACGAAGAAUACCCACAGACGGCCGAGAUACACAGCCGCUGCGCCCGCAUGAUCGGCUCCCUCUUCCACGCGCCCAAGGACACCUCCAUCGGCACCUCGACCGUCGGCUCGUCCGAGGCCAUCAUGCUCGCCGUCCUUGCCAUGAAGAGGCGCUGGAAACUGCGCCGCGAGGCCGACGGCAAGCCCGCAGACCGCCCAAAUAUCAUCAUGUCCUCCGCCGUGCAGGUGUGCUGGGAAAAGGCGGCCCGCUACUUUGAGAUUGAGGAAAAGUACGUUGACUGUACUAGGGCCCGCUUCGUCAUCGAUCCGACCCAGGCCGUUGCGCUGUGUGAUGAGAACACCAUUGGCAUCGUCGCCAUCUUGGGCACCACGUAUACGGGGUCGUACGAGGAUGUCAAGGCUAUUAGCGACUUGCUAGUGAAGCAGGGUUCCGGGGUUCCGAUUCACGUAGACGCGGCGAGCGGUGGGUUCGUUGCGCCGUUUGUUCGUCCGGAGCUAGAAUGGGACUUUAGGGUCGAGAGAGUGGUGUCCAUCAAUACCUCGGGACACAAGUACGGUCUUGUCUAUCCCGGCGUUGGGUGGGUGGUCUGGAGGUCAUCCGAGUACCUCCCCAGCGACCUGGUCUUCAACAUCAACUACCUCGGCGCGGACCAGACGUCCUUUACACUCAACUUCUCCAAGGGUGCAUCGCAGGUCAUCGGGCAGUACUACCAGCUGAUCCGCCUAGGCAAGGCGGGCUACCGGGACAUCAUGCGCAACCUGACGCAGACGGCCGACUACCUGACCAACGCGCUGCGCGAGAUCGGCUUCGUCAUUCUUUCGGAGACGUCGGGUCGCGGACUACCGUUGGUGGCGUUCCGCUUUCCCGGCAAAGACGAGGGCGAGCCCGAAGACGCCGACUUUGACGAGUUCGCACUGGCUCUCUACCUGCGGGCACGCGGCUGGGUCGUGCCCGCAUACACCAUGGCGCCCGAGACGGAUAAGAUGAAGAUGAUGCGAAUCGUCGUUAGGGAGGACUUUUCCCGCAGCAGAUGCGACCUCUUGAUCAAAGACAUCAAGCUGUGCUGCCACCAUCUCGAGCAGGACAGCCAGCAGUUCAUCAAGCGUAUGGAGGAGCACGCCAGCGAGCAUUCGGUCGCUAAGCGUAAGACAAAGGAUCCGCUCAACAAUCCGCGGCACGAGCACAAGCGGGUGAAGCACUCCCUCCAGGGAAAGACUGGGAAGAGCCACGCUGUAUGUUGACGAGGUGGACGCCGAGAGCGCCGCUCAGACGAGGCUCUUCAUCCGGGUAGAUGUACUGCUAAAAGAA
Purpureocillium takamizusanense is the source of this 1882-nucleotide messenger RNA. RefSeq names its product Glutamate decarboxylase. Lineage: Eukaryota; Fungi; Ascomycota; Sordariomycetes; Hypocreales; Ophiocordycipitaceae. Gene Ontology annotation, cellular component: cytosol. Gene Ontology annotation, biological process: L-glutamate catabolic process. Bases 460 to 1815 code for a protein of 451 amino acids. The transcript is spliced from 4 exons. The record is from RefSeq and is a predicted model, not a curated record. Gene Ontology annotation, molecular function: glutamate decarboxylase activity; pyridoxal phosphate binding.